Caenorhabditis auriculariae is the source of this 1309-nucleotide messenger RNA. The record is from the annotation of a GenBank genome assembly. NCBI's taxonomy places the organism in Eukaryota, Metazoa, Nematoda, Chromadorea, Rhabditida, Rhabditidae.
AUGAGUAAGCUUUCAUAAAAGAAGACAAGCUUUUGAACUUUCCAUAUUGCUCGAAAGACGAAAAUAAAGUUGACAAGAAGAGCUAAAGUACGAGAAAUUACAAGACAAGAAAAGAAACCGCAACUCGGCGCGCCGUCAAAAUGACAAAAUGGGAGGAAAAACGGCGCGAUAUGUCGCUUAUUCACGCCUUGAUGUGGUUGAGACAUCGACCCCGGUGCCAAACGUGGGAUUUACAAUGUGGUGAGAACAAUAGGAGCGCCGGACGCGGCGCCAAAAUCGUUCCGAAUCUCAGAGGUUUUGUGGCUUGAUUCGAUUCAAAAUGUGUAAACAAAACGGUCUUUUGUCACCCUUCCGAAAAAAGAGCUCUUUGAAGUGGACGGAAUCGUUUGAAUACUCAUAAACAAAAAUAGUCCAGCUUCUUAGGAAUGCCACAGUGAUCUCUAUAGGGGCAACCUUAGGGGCGUUCGAAGGCUCCCCUUUAAUUUAAGGAGCGUUAUACCUCUCCCUAUAGGGAGCACUAAGGCUUGCAAAAGUGGCCACUAUAGGGAAGCAUUUUUCAUUCUGUUUUGAUUUCUGUUCCAGCUCUAUAAGAAGACGCGAAAAACUAAAUAAAUUAACGUUAUUGAAUGAAAAAUUAUCAAAAGAAGAUAACUUGACCAACUUUGUAUAUAUGACUUUCAAAUAAUAACAAAAAGUUUAAAGGCUCUUAGGAGUUUAGCGGUCAAAUCACUAGAGGGACCACCUAAUUUUUACCCCUAUAUGGAUCACUUUUUUUGUCCUUUUUAAUAAGGUUUUUCCUAAUUGCUAUAGAAAGCACUCGGGCGCUCCUACAGUACUGAUCAUAAAGACCCGAAUACCCAUAUUUUGACUAUAACUUGUUUUCAAUCAAUUCCGAUUGCAGGGAUUAAAACUGUAAAAUCUCGAGAAUUCUGGCGCGUUGAGGAUGAAAAUUAACAGAUAAGCGCGAUCUUUGCAUCGGAAAAUAGUUUUCUAUUCUGGGUGAAUAAUCAGUUUUGAGUCGAUAUGGCGAAAUUUUCAGAAAAAAAGAAAUGUUUUUUUUUCCAUUAUUAUAAACUUCUAGUUGGGUUUUUUUUAACGAAGGGGUUGUAGAUAGAAUGGCUCAACUCUUCGAACUGCAACCAAAACGAGUUUUAUUGGGAGCAAGUUGAUCCGAACCACAACGAGACCGUGAAGCUUACAGCGAUUUCAAGUGCGGUCACGACGAUUCAAAUGAAAGGGCAGGUAAAUUAUAGUCUAAAUCUUGUAAUUUCUCUUUAAAAUGUUGUUUUUCAAGAGUCUCCCGAACUGA